Molecule: messenger RNA, 2694 nt
Organism: Acanthopagrus latus (yellowfin seabream)
Lineage: Eukaryota; Metazoa; Chordata; Actinopteri; Spariformes; Sparidae
Product: Usher syndrome type-1G protein homolog
Exons: 5
Coding region: 233-1603 (456 amino acids)
Biological process (GO): sensory perception of light stimulus; sensory perception of sound; equilibrioception
Molecular function (GO): protein binding
Source: RefSeq, a predicted model, not a curated record
UUUUAACAGCCUGAUUACAGAGAAAGGUCACUGCAGCAGGAGAUCAAGCAUGUGGAACAUAAACACACACUCUCACUCUAUAAGGCGCAGAGACAGAGAGAGUGUGUGAUAACUUUAUAUCUAAUGUGGCUCAGGCUAAUCCGUUACAUAGCAGGUUUAUUAGGCGAACAGUAAAGAGGAGGCAGUUGAGUUUGAUGCUGGAGCGACUGCAGACACAGGAAAGGUCACAGUGAUGGAUGGUAUGAGUUCUUCAUCAGAGCGACCCUGCAGAGCGACUGUGAGGCGAACGAAGACGACUAAAUCUGAGCUGCAGGUCAGAGCUCACAGCAGGAGAGGUGACCCGGACAAGUGUGACAUCUGGGGCAACACGCCGCUCCACCUGGCGGCUGCCAAUGGCCACCACAACUGCCUGUCCUUCCUGGUGGCUUUCGGUGCCAAUGUGUGGUGUCUGGACAACGACUACCACACACCGCUGGACAUGGCCGCCACCAAGGGCCACAUGGACUGCGUUCGCUACCUGGACUCCAUCGCCGCCAAGCAGAUCACCCUCAACCCGAAGCUGGUCGGCAAACUGAAGGACCGGGCGUUCCGCGCCGCAGAGCGCCGGAUCAAAGAUUGCGAGAAACUCCAGAAGAAGCACCAUGAACGAAUGGAGAGGAGGUUCAUGAAGGAGUCGGCGGCUUUGGACAACUUAGACGCUAUAAGCUUUUCUAGCUACACCAGCGGCAGCACACUGAGCCGCAAGUUCAACACCGUCACCUCCAACAUGCCAUACUCACAGACCACGCUGCAUUCCACAGCCAAGGGCAAGGCCAAGAUCCAGAAGAAGUUGGAGAAGAAGAAGCAGGUCGAUGGAACUUUUAAGAUCUACGAGGACGGGAGGAAAAGCGUGCGCUCGCUGUCCGGCCUGCAGCUCGGCAACGAUGUCAUGUUCCUCAAACAGGGCACAUAUGCCAACCCCAGGGAGCGGUCGCGCCUCGACAUCCGCGACAUGUUCCACCGAGACAAUGACGACGACGCCGACACCGUCUCCCGUGCCAUGAGUGACCCAGGCCUGCAUGAGGCUGCGUACUCUGAGAUCAGCGCUGAUUCCGGACGUGAUUCAUUGUUCACCCGACCUGGGCUCGGUACCAUGGUGUUCAGGAGGAACUAUAUGAGUGGAGGCAUGUUUGGGAUCGGAGCGAGGGAUGAGGGGAGUGUAGCAGGGAGUGAACCUGUGGGCAGGGCGCCGAAUGUUCGUCUACGAGGACGUCUGCCUCGACGCUCGCCCAGCUUCGAUGAGGACAGUAUCGGCAGCGCGUUGAGCCUGCAGGAAAGAAACCUCCAGGAGCUGCCCUGGGAAGAGACCGAUAUUGCUCUGGAUCAGGACUUGGAGCCAGAGAACAGUCCUCUGGAAACCUUCCUGGCCUCUCAAAGCCUCAGUGAGUUCAUGCAGAUCUUCAGGAGGGAGAAGAUCGACUUGCAGGCUCUGCUGCUGUGUUCAGAUCAGGACCUCACCAGCAUUCACAUCCCUCUGGGCCCCAGGAAGAAACUUCUGGACGCCUGCAAGAGACGUCUGGAAACGAUAGAUGAACCAGAGGCCAUUGAAGACACAGAGCUUUGAAGUUUCCUGUACAGUCAGUGAAGACAACAUGGAGUCCAGAAAUCUGACUCAAACUUUGCCACAUACACAAACUCUCAUCUGUUGGAGAAGAAAACUGAUUCUCCCACGUCAUUCUGUCUCCAUACAAGAGGAGGUCAUAAGUAUCUCGUGCAGACGUUAAAGUAUUGAUAAGGAUAGUGAAGGGUGCCCAUAGAGCAUAGAUCUCAUGGUCUCUGCAACCUAGAUACUCAAAGCUGCUGUAGAUGUCAUGUCUACAGAGCAGAUGUCUGGCAAGCCACGACAACGGUGACUGUUUGCUUAAAACUCGUAAGGAGGCCUUCGAUCUGUCUACAUCAGCAGACCUAGAGGGUAAUCCUGACCUAUUUUACCUCUUCGUCCUCUAGCGAGAGGGGAGAGACUCUGCAUUACUCCCCUCACUUGCUCAUGUGUGGAAGCACUGCCUCCUGAAGCUGCAGAUAUAAUUUGGGCAUUUGGGAAGACUCGUUAGGAUUAUCAUGGCAACACUCUGUGCAGAGAGACGUGCUGUUAUCUCAACGUAAGUCAUCGAUGUCUCUGAGUCUUCUUCAUCUCUCCUGAUUGGUCAAGUGAGCUGAAAUUCCACAACAUCAUCCAGUGUCUGUUACUGUAACCGCUGAUGUUUUUGUAUUAACUCAUGUAUCAUAGAAUGAUUCAUGUAUUAGUGAAUCUAACGUGUCCUUCAUGACGUCUUCAUUGUACGUUUGUAUUACUUUAAACACGUUAUAUCCCUCCGUGGCACAUAAACACUGGUGACCUACUAUUAAUGGGGUUAUUUAUGAAUGGAGCAGCCCCAGACUGACUGCUGCUCUGCAAACACUGUUGCAAUAGUAAAAACAAUGGGGUGGUUCUGUGGGGCUGUGUGAGUGUGUGCUAGAUAACACUGUUAUCUCAGGUUGCUGCAGGCGUAUUUGGUUUCACUGAAGGUCCGUCUGUGUGAGUGUGUGUGUGUGUGUGUGUGCACUUGAGAGGAUGACUGUGCAUGAAUGUUGUUUUAAAAAUAUCUGUUUUUUGUAUCUGAAGAUGUUCCUCCAAAUAUGAUGUUUUAUUAAAAUAAAGGGAAAAAUAUUAUUGUU